Messenger RNA from Crotalus tigris (Tiger rattlesnake), 2271 nucleotides. It is a transcript of the gene OXSR1, whose product is annotated as oxidative stress responsive kinase 1. Gene Ontology annotation, biological process: protein phosphorylation. The record is from RefSeq and is a predicted model, not a curated record. Lineage: Eukaryota; Metazoa; Chordata; Lepidosauria; Squamata; Viperidae. The coding region runs from base 330 to 1928 and encodes 532 amino acids. The transcript has 18 exons. Gene Ontology annotation, molecular function: protein serine/threonine kinase activity; ATP binding.
UAUCCCCAGCGGGGAAAGCUAGGAAAGAGGGCCGAGUUUCCCCUCGAGAGAUAAAACAAGAGCCGGAGAAGGAUCGAGGAGAGUGGGCGGAUGGGCUCAACUUCGGCGCGCCGGGAAGGGGCGGCGCCGAGCCGCUAACGACCCGCUCAAGAUGGCGCCCGCGGAGUCCCGCCUCACCCGGGGGCGGCGUGCCGUGCGCGUGACGUCACUGGGCAAGGGCAGGUGGGAAGCCAGACCGGGCGAAGUUUGGCCCGUGCGAGGCGGCGGCGGCGGCAGCUGUGCCCGGCCCAACUUCUUCUCUCCCUCCCAGCUUCGGAGCCGGGGCUGCCAUGACUGCGGAGGACUCCGGCUCGCUGGCCUGGUCCAUCGACAAGGAUGACUACGAGCUGGAGGAGGUGAUCGGAAGUGGAGCAACAGCUGUGGUCCAAGCAGCCUAUUGUACCCCUAAGAAGGAAAAAGUGGCAAUUAAAAGGAUCAAUCUUGAGAAAUGCCAGACCAGCAUGGACGAGCUCUUGAAAGAAAUUCAAGCAAUGAGUCAGUGCCACCAUCCAAAUAUAGUCUCAUACUAUACUUCUUUCGUGGUGAAAGAUGAACUUUGGUUAGUGAUGAAGCUCCUAAGUGGAGGUUCUGUUCUGGAUGUGAUCAAGCACAUUGUAGCCAAAGGGGAACAUAAGAAUGGAGUCCUGGAUGAGCCUGUAAUAGCCACAAUCCUCAAAGAGGUUUUGGAAGGAUUGGAGUACCUGCAUAAAAAUGGGCAAAUCCACAGGGAUGUGAAAGCUGGCAAUAUCUUACUGGGAGAAGAUGGGUCAGUCCAGAUUGCCGAUUUCGGCGUAAGUGCUUUCUUAGCUACCGGUGGGGACAUAACACGGAACAAAGUGAGGAAAACCUUUGUGGGCACCCCUUGCUGGAUGGCCCCCGAAGUGAUGGAGCAGGUGCGGGGGUAUGAUUUCAAAGCAGAUAUUUGGAGUUUUGGAAUUACAGCAAUCGAGUUGGCUACCGGAGCUGCUCCUUAUCACAAAUACCCACCCAUGAAGGUCUUAAUGUUGACACUACAAAAUGACCCCCCCUCCUUGGAGACAGGAGUGCAAGAUAAGGAGAUGCUUAAAAAAUACGGGAAGUCAUUCAGGAAAAUGAUUUCAUUGUGCCUGCAGAAAGACCCAGAAAAAAGACCUACAGCAGCUGAACUCCUAAGACACAAAUUUUUCCAAAAAGCAAAGAAUAAAGAAUUUUUACAAGAAAAAAUGUUGCAGAGAGCCCCAACUAUCACUGAAAGAGCCAGGAAGGUCAGGAGAGUCCCUGGUUCCAGCGGACGACUUCACAAGACUGAAGAUGGCGGCUGGGAAUGGAGCGAUGAUGAACUAGACGAAGAAAGCGAAGAGGGCAAAGCGGCAAUUUCACAGCACAGGUCUCCCAGAGUGAAAGAAUCCUUACAGAACUCUGAGCUGUUUCCAUCAGCUGAGCCAACCGGCCCUUUGCUCAACCUCCAAGACCAGCCUGCUGCUCAACUACCUCAGCCUGCAGGUCAAGUCCCUGCACAACCUCCUGUUGCUGCCUCCGGUCCAGCUUCUCAGACUCCAGCAGCAGCUCCUUCAGCAGCACAGGCACCUCCCGCACCUACAGCACAAGAAGAGCCCAAAAUUCCAAUAAGCCUCGUUCUACGAUUAAGGAAUUCAAAAAAGGAGCUGAAUGACAUCCGAUUUGAAUUCACACCCGGAAGAGACACUGCAGAUGGAGUAUCCCAAGAACUCAUCUCGGCUGGACUGGUGGAUGGCAGAGAUUUAGUUAUAGUUGCUGCGAACUUGCAAAAAAUUGUGGAAGAGCCUCAGACGAACCGAUCAGUCACUUUCAAGCUGGCAUCAGGCGUGGAAGUGUCUGAAAUACCCGAUGACAGCAAACUUAUUGGAUUUGCUCAGCUCAGCAUCAACUAAAAACAACACUCCGUGCUUAUGGUCGCAAUCCAUAGGUGCAACGUACAAAUGCUUCUGUUGGCCAAAAAAGCAAAACCACUCCUGCCAAAGAACCAAAACUACAGGCCCUCUCGUUCUUAGAAGCUUUAACUUCAUUUCUUCCCAAGUAGCAUCAAGGAGGUCUACAACACUACUGCCUUGGAGGCAUUUGGCUUCUGUUCCACCCACCCACUGUUUUUCCCCCACCUCUGCCUCCCUCCCUCCUUUCCUCCCUCCUUCCCUCCCUUUCUCCCUUCCCUCUCUCCAACCAUCCUUCCCUCCCAUCUUCCCAACCAUCCUUCUCCUUUCCUUCCUCCGUUCCUCA